Molecule: messenger RNA, 489 nt
Organism: Drosophila mauritiana
Lineage: Eukaryota; Metazoa; Arthropoda; Insecta; Diptera; Drosophilidae
Product: cell wall integrity and stress response component 1-like
Exons: 1
Coding region: 1-489 (162 amino acids)
Source: RefSeq, a predicted model, not a curated record
AUGAGAUCCCAAUUCGUCGUGGCCUUCGGUCUGGUUGUCCUCGUGGCGACCGCCUAUGGUGGCACCACCACCACGGGCUCCACCUCAAGUGACUCGUCCUCUUCCACAACGCCCACUUCGUCCAGUUCAUCGACUCCGUCGAGUUCCAGCUCAAGUUCGACGCCCAGCUCUUCGUCCUCCAGCUCAACUCCGUCCAGCAGCAGUUCGUCCUCAACUCCCAGCAGUUCUUCUUCCACUUCGCCCACUUCCUCCACCUCUUCGACGACUGCCACAACCAAGGCGCCCUCCACGUCCAACACCACUGAGUCCUCUUCCUCCUCGAGCUCCGACAGCGAGGAGGUGGACAGGCUGAGGCGCAGGCUUCGCAGGCUCCGUCGGCUGAGGCGUCAGGAGAGGCGCCAGGAGAGGCGGCAGGAGAUUCGCCGGGAGAGGCAGCAGGAAAGACGCCAGCAGAGGCGUGCUGAAAGAAGGCGCCAACGUAGGGGAUAA